AUAAAGCAUAAAAUUCUGAUCUAUCGAUAUCAAAUCCAUCGCUCAGACACUUAACGAUCAGUCUUCGUAAAGAACGGUGCCUUGCCCAUCAUGUGCUCAUUUUUUGGUCAUCCAUAAGUCGAGCUUUAUGAGUUUGAGAACGGUAGGAGAAAGAAGAAUCGGUAAUUUGGCCGCGCACGGCUUAUUGAAUAUCCGAAAUUGCGGGACAUGCUUAUCAAAAUAAAUUUACGAAAAAUAUGAAGCGUCAAGCUGUCUCUACCGCUGGCGAGACAUUUGCAGAACAGGGGAUCUUAAUUCCUACCGGAUGAAAUCGUCGAAAAAUAAAGCCAACGAGAUGUGAACGAGAUCGUCCAUUGAUUCCGACUAUUUCGUAACGAACGAAGUGAAAUUACUUCUCUCUGUAGCAACGUCGACAUCGCGAAGAACUUUGAAAUCAGGUUAGGAAGGAGGAUACUACGUAACAAAUAUCGGAAGCUGCCAAUGUGAACACUAACCUCUUGAGAAACAGUGAAGUCCAAUAAGCGAUAAUGGUUAGUAUUCAACAGACUAUGAAAUUAAAUGAGAUUCUGAUUCAAUUCUAAUUUAAGUAAUCGUUUCUCGAGAAUAACGAUCCACUGCCAAUGAGAGCCUAAUAAUUCUGUAUAUCACAAGAUUGAAAGAGAAACAUAAGAGUAACGUCGAUGAUGCAAUUUAAGAAAAACAUCGGCAUUCAUUAUUCCAUGUUUGUUUAAUUACAAUCGCAAUCCUAUAAAAUUAGGAGCGCGCGUUAAAGAGAGGGGAGGGAAGAAGGUGCAGAAAGAAAGAAAGAGAGCUGGACAAAUCCGCACCGAAGUCGGUGAUAUGUGUCGCGCUGGCUCCCGGAGCCUCGAUGACCUUGACCCCGCGAGCAUGAAGCACCCAUCGAGGUCAGCGGGUCUCGAGGUUGCUAUGGCGCUUUUCGGCAUGGUUUGGCUGCUGCGCGUCCGCUCUGAGAUGCGUCGUUGCUCGAAAUGUCGGCACGAAGAGAUGCUCGCACAGCAGCAACAACAGCAUCAGCAGCAGAUGCAGUUGCAGCAGCAACAGCAGCAGCAUCAUCAUCAUCACCACCAGCAUCACCAGCAGCAACGCACUCUGUCGCAGGCUACCAGCUUGUUGCAGACGAUGUCCGAUGACGGUGUCAGCUCUUCCGCCAAUACCCUCUUCACGUUGGACACUCCUGGAGCGGCUGGCCCGGCCGGAAGUUACUGCGAAGUGCACGGAUACGUUCAAGCAAAAGAAGAUAUCCAGGAGUUUUACGAGCUGACGCUGCUCGACGAGUCGAAAUCGGUACAGCAGAAGACGGCAGAGACGAUCCGCAUCGCGGACAAAUGGGAAGCCAGCGACGGGCCAAUCACGCCGACCUUUGCUCAGAAUGACGAUGGUCCAGCCUCCGCCUUGCCGUUGACCCAGACUCUAUCGAACAUUUAUGGCCGCAGAUCGGCCAGUCCUGAUGUUCCAGGCUCCAAUCUAGAUGAAACUCAGAAACCGAAGUUCGAUGGUACAGGGGUGGAGGAACAAUUACCACCACCACCGUCGCCACCCCAACUGAAAGAAGCGGCCCAGCUAGAUGGAGUUCCCAGACUGAAUUCAGUCGACCGUAUCCUUCAUCCAGAUGGUAUUCCGCACAUUAGCCAUGAGACGCUCAACAAGAGCCAUGACAGCUGGCAGGGACACGAUAGUGACCAGGCACACACUCCUCUUCUCGCGGCCGACACGAGACACGUGAAUGGCGACGAUGAGUGGGACUAUGAGGACAUUAUUUUGGAGCGGGGCGGGGCGGGCCUAGGUUUCAGCAUUGCCGGCGGCACAGACAAUCCCCAUUACGGCAACGACACCGCCAUUUACAUCACUAAGCUUAUACCGGGCGGUGCCGCGUCCGCGGACGGUCGGCUACGUGUCAACGACACGAUACUGCAGGUGAACGACGUAUCCGUUGUCGACGUACCGCAUGCGGCCGCCGUAGACGCACUCAAGCGGGCCGGCAACACCGUCAAACUGUAUGUACGCCGACGGAAACACACGCAGUUGAUGGAGAUCGAGCUGAUCAAGGGUAACAAGGGCCUUGGCUUCAGCAUCGCCGGUGGUAUCGGCAAUCAACAUAUACCAGGUGACAAUGGAAUCUACGUGACCAAAAUCAUGGACGGUGGGGCCGCCCAAGUGGAUGGUCGCCUCGUUGUCGGCGAUAAAUUGGUAGCCGUCAGGAAUGCUCUGCAGGGCGAUAAAAAUUUGGAAAAUGUGACACACGAAGAGGCAGUGGCGACCCUAAAAGCAACUCAAGAUCGCGUCGUACUUUUGGUUUCCAAGACGGAAGGUGGAAUCAUCCCUCCACCUCCUCCUCCAAUAGCGACGGAUAAUUCUCUCUCACCUCAGCCACGUAAGCAAAACGGCUCCGUGUCCGCGAUAGAAAACAACACCGCGGCUUUACCAUACUCGCAGGAAUCACGCCACGCGUCAUCUCUUGCUCUGCACGGUACCGGGACACCACGGGCAGUUUCCCAGGAGGAUGUGUCACGGGAAGUUCGAACCGUGGUAUUGAAUAAAGGCUCUCCUGGUCUGGGUUUUAACAUCGUUGGUGGUGAAGAUGGUGAAGGUAUCUUCAUCUCGUUCAUUCUAGCCGGAGGUCCGGCCGAUCUCAGUGGUGAAUUACGCAGAGGUGACCAGAUAUUGAGCGUUAAUGGUAUCAAUCUCCGAACAGCCACUCACGAGGAGGCCGCCGCGGCUCUCAAGGGUACUGGUCAAACAGUGACAAUCGUGGUGCAAUACAAACCGGAGGACUAUAAUAGAUUUGAGGCGAAGAUCCAGGAUCUUAAACAACAAAUCUCGCAACAGAAUGUAAUGACAGGCACCCUCAUGAGGACCUCUCAGAAAAAAUCACUCUACGUGAGAGCGUUGUUCGAUUACGACCCCAACAAAGACGAUGGUCUGCCGAGCCGCGGCUUGGCGUUCCGUUAUGGUGAAAUCUUGCACGUGACGAACGCUAGCGAUGACGAAUGGUGGCAGGCAAGAAGAGUCACCCCACAGGGCGAGGAAGAAGGUCUGGGUAUAAUACCCUCGCGCAGGCGAUGGGAACGUAAGCAGCGUGCCAGGGACCGCUCUGUCAAGUUCCAGGGGCACAUGCCAGUCAUUCUCGAUAAGCAAUCAACUCUUGACCGAAAGAAGAAGAACUUCUCGUUUAGCAGGAAGUUCCCCUUCAUGAAGAGCAAAGAUGAUAAGUCCGAGGAUGGCUCCGAUCAGGAACGAACGCCCACCACACCUGAGAAUGAGAACGAUCCCACCCCAUUCAUGCUGUGCUACACCCAGGACGACACUAACACUGAAGAUUUAUCUUGCGCUACAGGGAGUAGAGAAAUUUUGUUUCGCGUUCAGCUGCCGUAUAUGGAGGAACUCACGUUAGUUUAUCUGGAAAAGGAGGGCGACGAGCCCAAUGACGAGCUUAGCAGCGAAGAGAACGUGCUUUCGUACGAGGCUGUGCAGCAGUUGACGAUACAGUAUACGCGUCCCGUGAUCGUUCUCGGACCACUCAAGGAUCGCAUCAAUGAUGAUCUCAUCUCCGAAUUCCCUGAUAAAUUUGGCAGCUGUGUUCCACACACAACUAGGAGUAGAAGAGAAUAUGAAGUAGACGGACGAGAUUAUCAUUUUGUGGCGUCGAGGGAACAAAUGGAGAGGGAUAUACAAAAUCAUUUGUUCAUAGAGGCCGGACAAUAUAACGACAAUCUUUACGGAACAUCCGUUGCAUCUGUACGAGAAGUGGCUGAAAAGGGCAAGCACUGCAUUCUUGAUGUGAGUGGGAAUGCUAUCAAGAGGUUACAAGUAGCACAACUUUAUCCUAUUGCCAUCUUCAUCAAGCCGAAAUCGGUGGAGUCUGUUAUGGAGAUGAAUAAGAGGAUGACCGAAGAGCAAGCGAAGAAGACGUACGAGCGUGCUCUCAAGAUGGAACAAGAAUUUGGUGAAUAUUUUACUGCCGUCGUUCAAGGAGACACUCCCGAGGAAAUUUAUGUGAAAGUGAAGGAAGUCAUCUCCGAGCAAUCAGGACCGAACAUCUGGGUUCCCUGCAGGGACCAGCAGCUGUGACGUCCUGCCCCCCACGCUCAGCAUGGGCCCAACGCCUGGACCCUGCCACCGAGGCGACAAGCUUAGUUAUUCACGAUAAAUAUAAUUAAGUGAUGCUCUAACACCCUUUCCUAAUCCCUUCUUCCCUCCCGUAUCCCAUAUCCAUGUAGCACAAAGUCCCUACUUAAGACGCGUAACACAUGUAAAUCGCCGCAGAGAAUUUAAGCCGAAAGAAUACUUAAAGACGGUGGGACACACGAUAUCACCAUUUCCCUGCGGAGAACUGAUAAAGUCAAUCGGGACGCGUGAUUUAUUCUCCUCUAGGUUCAAAAUCUCAUAGAAGAUUAUUAAGAGGGAAAUGAGGAAAACUAAGCAUUCGGGCGUGCUCAUCAUGUUGAAUUUUAUCGUGACUGAUGUUUCUGAUAACAAAAAAUGACGGAGAGAAAUUCGUAACUUUUAUCGCAUGAUCGUCGAUUAUUCGUGUGUGUGAUCGUCCCUAAUUUUAUUAAUUAACCUCGCGAAAGAAUUUAGAGGCGUUGUAUGUAUGUACAAUUGCUCGAGAAGAUUAGAUCGGCGUAUGUCGAAACUGAAUUAGCGGGCAAUUCGAAAGAGUUCUCUCGAAUUCGACUGAACUAUUAGCUACGAAAUGCGAACGCUUUUUCGGUCAUACUCGGGCACGGUAUUUUUUAAUGUACUUAAGCGCAGUUAGCGCGCCGAGAACGUCGAGCGAAUUCGACGAACUCGAUUCGAAAAAAAACGGGGGUAUCGCGGAUAAGAGAAAAAAACCGUAGCCCCCCAGCGACGUUGUGUAUGUGUUAAUGAACCUCACAGGAUUAAAAGAAACAGUAAAAAAAGCAGAAAAAAAGAGAAGAGAAACCUCACAGGACAAAUCUUUAGAUGCUAGAUACACAUAACGAUAUAUAAUGUUUUGUACAGCUAGAUGACUAAGCCAGUAAUUGGGUUAUGUGCAACAUUAUAUUUGUGGAAUGGGCGAUACGAGGAGAGAAAAGAAAAA
Molecule: messenger RNA, 5083 nt
Organism: Acromyrmex echinatior (Panamanian leafcutter ant)
Lineage: Eukaryota; Metazoa; Arthropoda; Insecta; Hymenoptera; Formicidae
Gene: dlg1
Product: MAGUK family member discs large 1
Biological process (GO): establishment or maintenance of epithelial cell apical/basal polarity; receptor localization to synapse; regulation of postsynaptic membrane neurotransmitter receptor levels
Cellular component (GO): postsynaptic density membrane; neuron projection; basolateral plasma membrane
Molecular function (GO): protein kinase binding
Source: RefSeq, a predicted model, not a curated record